AUGGAAUGUAUCGAGGAGGCUAUUUUUAAAGCCGUCAGAUAUCGGAAAUUCAACUCUUUGAUCACAGAAACUUUCGAUCUGGCGUGUGUUCAGGCAAAAGAGGCAUUAAAGAAAGGGAAAACUCCUUUCCCUGUGGUUGUCAAAGAUUGCUAUAUGACAAGAAAAGUCCGAACAACAUGCGCGUCACGAAAUCUGGCAAAUUAUAUUGCACCAUACACUGCCACUAUUGUCAGUAGAUUAUUUGAAGAGGGUGGUUGCUUGAUUGGGAAAGCUAAUAUGGAUGAGUUUUGUAUGGGAACGUCAAGUUCGAAGAGUCAUUUUGGACCAGUAAAAAAUGGAUUAAGUGACGAAGCAAGUCUUGAAACUGAUUGGCGAAGUCCUGGUGGAUCUUCUGGCGGUUGUGGUGUAGCAGUACAACUGGGCAUUUCAUCAGUAAGUUUGGGGUCGGAUACUGGUGGUUCGUCACGGAACCCAGCAGCAUUCACUGGACUUUUUGGCUUCAAGCCUUCCUAUGGAAUCUUAUCAAGAUAUGGGCUCAUCCCCUUGGUUAAUUCACUUGAUUGCCCAUCAGUAAUUGCUAGGACUGCUAGGGAUUGCAACUUCUUACUUCAGGUAAUGAAUGGUCGAGAUGCAUUCGACCCGACCUGCAUUGAUGCUCCGUCAUCCUGUUUUAUGCAAGGAAGACCAGUUGGUGGAGUAAUUGUCGGCAUUCCCAAGGAGUAUUACAAUGAAACGUUAUCAAGUGAAUGCUGGAAAGGGUGGAAUGAAGCGGCAAAAACUCUGUCUGCGUUGGGUUGCAAGAUUAAAGAAGUGAGCAUGCCGUCUACAACUUACUCUAUAAUUUGUUAUCAUGUGCUUGCCGAAGCGGACAUCACAUCAAAUAUGGCAAGAUACGAUGGGGUCAAAUAUGGCCACAGGUCAAGCUGCGACAGAUCAACUUUCAUGCUAUAUUCCGCCACUCGAAGCGAAUCACUCAAUGAAGUUGUCCGUAGGAGAAUAUUCGCAGGGAAUUAUUUCUUGAUGAAAUGGUAUAGCUCCAACCAUUACGAUGUAUAUUUUGGGCAAGCUCUUCGUGUGAGGCGUCUGAUCAAAAUGGAUUUCGACCGCGUCUUUCGCAAGGAAGGAUGUGAUGUUCUGUUAACUCCGGUGACAUGCGGUAUACCGCCACUGUUUUCCGAAAUUAGCGACAUCGAUGGUUACAAACGAGAAUGUCAAGACGAUUUUUACACACAACCCUGUAAUAUGGCGGGUGUUCCAGCAAUUUCAGUACCAUUCACGAGAACGGCAGAUGGAUUUCCAAUUAGCGUGCAGAUUAUCGCUGAUCAUUUGAAAGAUGGUAUGGCAUUAGAUGUGGCGGAAAAACUUUAUGAAUACUCUGAUGUUCAAACUGUAAAACAACCAUUUUGUAGCUAA
Loa loa (African eye worm) is the source of this 1413-nucleotide messenger RNA. RefSeq names its product amidase. The coding region runs from base 1 to 1413 and encodes 470 amino acids. Gene Ontology annotation, biological process: mitochondrial translation; glutaminyl-tRNAGln biosynthesis via transamidation. The transcript has 8 exons. The record is from RefSeq and is a predicted model, not a curated record. Gene Ontology annotation, molecular function: glutaminyl-tRNA synthase (glutamine-hydrolyzing) activity. Gene Ontology annotation, cellular component: glutamyl-tRNA(Gln) amidotransferase complex; mitochondrion. NCBI's taxonomy places the organism in Eukaryota, Metazoa, Nematoda, Chromadorea, Rhabditida, Onchocercidae.